AUGGACGGCCAAUUCACAAAAGAUCCCAUUUUGACGACCCCGGCACGCUCAAAAGCACGAAAGGGCAUAUCAACCCGCAAGAAAUCUUGUCGAAAAUGUGUCAUAUCUAAGCUUCGGUGUGAUCUUGCCAAACCAAAAUGCAACAGGUGCGCCGCCCGGGGCAAUGUUUGCGAAUACCCAUUCGAUCAACCUGGACCUAUAAAUGCCAACGCAGGGGGAAAUGCACACAUCGUUGGAAGAUCAUCACGAGCCGGAAGCCUUUCGGACCAAGCUGUUCCCAGCACACGUCACUCAACCCGGUCACGGCCCACAGCCGAAUCAUACACACCAGCCCAAACUAGCAUACCCCAAUCACCUUCCAAUCUAUCUUUAGUUCCGAAAUCUGAUUUGCUUCCCAUGGUUGCCGCGGAUGAGAUUCGUGAUCGUUGGUUACGCCCCUAUAUUUCAGCGUCAACGGGCCAAGAGCCCAAACAGUUGAAUCCUCACACCAUACAAUACCUCACAUGCGUGUUGAAGUCGUAUCUGAGAAAUUUUGCGAGCUCAGUGGCUCCGCCGUUUGUCCAUCAUUUACAGUUGACACACCAUCCGUCGCCGGUUCUUUCUUACUGUUGUGCCAAUAUCCGAACGUGGCUUGGAAAAGGUUCCGAGUAUGAGGUCUUCAUUCUCAGCACAAUGAGGGAGGAGAUGGAGAAGAUCCAGACCCAGAUUUACUUCGAGUCUGACUAUGAUACAUUGUGUGCCUUCCAAGCCUACCUUCUCUAUGCUAUGGCGUUGCACUUAUUCCCCAUGAUAAACAGCGCCGAGGAUUCGCUCCCACCAGACUCCGAUUUUCUGAUCAAGAUGCAGGAGAUUGCAUUCAAAUCCGCCAAAGCAGGCCUAAGCACCACUGCAGAGCAAUCUGAUACCCGCCCAGCUUGGGAAUCCUGGAUAUUAACUUCCUCCAAGCGCCGAACGCUGUUUGUCAUGUACAUUUUCACCAAUGUUUACAACAGUCACAUGAAGCUUCCUAACUUUGUGGCCGAAGAAAUUCGGGAUGUGGUUGUCCCGGAAAGCAAAGUACUAUGGGCAGCCCAUGACCGCACGGAUUGGGAGAAGCAGUAUAAUCACCACCUAUCUGACUGGCCAGAUGGGAUGCUGCAGAUAUCUGAGCUUUGGAAAUCUGCUGAGACUGGUACACCCGCUCGUCGCGAGCGGAUAGAGCGGUGGUUAAAAUCUGCGGAUGAGUUUGGCAUCAUGCUUUUUUCAACUUGUGCACACAUUCAUGGGUGCUGA
Penicillium brevicompactum is the source of this 1272-nucleotide messenger RNA. Its product is annotated as Zn(II)2Cys6 transcription factor domain-containing protein. The transcript has 2 exons. NCBI's taxonomy places the organism in Eukaryota, Fungi, Ascomycota, Eurotiomycetes, Eurotiales, Aspergillaceae. Gene Ontology annotation, molecular function: zinc ion binding; DNA-binding transcription factor activity, RNA polymerase II-specific. The coding region runs from base 1 to 1272 and encodes 423 amino acids. The record is from RefSeq and is a predicted model, not a curated record. Gene Ontology annotation, biological process: regulation of DNA-templated transcription.